Molecule: messenger RNA, 987 nt
Organism: Diaporthe batatas
Lineage: Eukaryota; Fungi; Ascomycota; Sordariomycetes; Diaporthales; Diaporthaceae
Exons: 2
Coding region: 1-987 (328 amino acids)
Source: RefSeq, a predicted model, not a curated record
AUGGCCACCGCGGCCCCGGGCGCAAAGCCCAAGCCCAAGCACAAGGCUGCCACCAACAAGCCCUUCGUGCUUGUCCCGCUGUACAUCUACCCGUUCCCGACGGCCUGGGACCCCCUUUAUGUGGCGGCCGAAUCCCAUCCCGAGCUGGACUUCCUCGUCGUGGUCAACCCCAACAGCGGCCCCGGCGCCGACGUCCUCCCCGAUGCCAACUACAUCGAGGCCUUGGCCAGGCUGACCGCUGCCCCCAACGUCAAGGUCAUCGGCUACGUCCACUGCAGCUACGGGAAGAGGCUGCUGGACGAGCUCGUGGCCGAGGUGAGUGCGUACCGCGGCUGGACGCACGCCUCGGAGCGCAGGGAGGAUGGAAAGGCCAUCGUGGUGGACGGCAUCUUCUUCGACGAGGUCCCGUCCAGUACCGUGUUUGUCCAGUACAUGACCUCGCUGGCGACUGCCACCAAGACCAUUCUCAACCGGAAUCCUGCGCCCGAGGAGGACACGGGGGAUGGUGCGGACGACGGUGGCGAGGCCAAUGAUGCCCCAGCCGCAGCAGAACUUGACUCGGCGUUGCCAACAUCGACCACCAGCCCCGCGGUCCCCCGCGCCCCCGCCGCAGCGCCAUCCAUGGCGGCAGCGCCAACGCCCCCGUCCAACUCGACCGCCAUCGUCAUCUACAACCCGGGCGUCGUGGUCGACCCCAUAUUCUACCUAGCAGCGGACUACGUCGUCGCCUUCGAGAACGCCUCGCGGCAGUGGAACGCCCCGGCCGUGACGCAGGGCUUCGCCCGCCUCCCCCGGCCCCUGAGGAACAAGUCGAUUGCCGUGGCACACAGCGCGGCAGGCGGCUUCGUCGAGAUCGGGCAGCUCAGUAGAAAGUGCUUCGAGCUCGGCUGCCCGGGCCAGUUCAUCACUACGAGGCCCGGGUACGAGGACUGGUGCCCCUCCUGGCCUGAAUUUGUCAAGGAGUUGUCGCGGCGCGCAGCGGGCUGA